This is a messenger RNA of Danaus chrysippus (African queen), 4311 nucleotides long. The record is from the annotation of a GenBank genome assembly. NCBI's taxonomy places the organism in Eukaryota, Metazoa, Arthropoda, Insecta, Lepidoptera, Nymphalidae.
CUGAGCCCUCGCGCGCAUUUCCUCCACACAUACAAAAGAAAACAUAGCUAUCACAUACUAGAUAGCUCAUUAAAAUCACUUCUGGCAGCUGGAAAAUUAGAAGUAUUACAUAUAGAGUGGCGAGGACCUGGAGUUUUACACCUGGAAGCAUCUCCACUACAACGCAGCCUUAUCUUGAGAUUUACAGCUCAUUACAUGACGUCGGUCCAGCACAGUGUUUUGCUGAAGUUCUUCAAAGAUACAACAAACAUGUCGGAGAGAAAAGAAGGAAUAGAAUCUAGAGUACCGAAAGAACAAGAGAUACGAGGAGAUAAGGAGAUACAGGAGGAGAUAGCGAGAGCUGGGGAGGUGGAGAUGAAGGAGUUCAGUCAGGAGCCGGUGAUCAAGGUGACGAGGGAAGAAUCCUCCUUCAUCAAGGGAGAUCUCAAGGUGGAGAAGCUGAGAGUGACGGAGAACAUCGCGGUAAGAUACCAACACCUGUUCAAAAAAACUGACACACCAGGAAAGACAGUCGUCACCCAGAAUGGAACAACAAAAAUAAUAAGUGUGACAGAAACAAGUGAACCGAAUGAAGAACAAAUUUUAUACAGAGAAAUGACGACAAUGAAAGCAGAGUAUGAUGAACAGAGACGAGAAGGUUUCCAGAGAGCAGUGCAUAGAGUGACGAAGAUACCACAGUUUAAAUUUAAACACACCGUGGAUAAGAUAAAGAAACAAGAAGAAAUGAUAAAGGAAGGGAAAGAUGAGGCGAACCUUGCACUUCGAGUGGUAGAAGUUGUACAAGAAACAAAGAAUGAUAGAAAACAUUUACAAGAACAACAAAAUGAUAAGAUGCAGUCUCCAAAUAUGGAAGAUGAAUUUGAUAAAAUAUAUGACGAGAUAUGUGACGGUCCACAAUCAGGAAACUUUACGACUCCUGAAAAAAUUGAAGAUCUGGACAAAUUAGAAAAUAAAUUUGAAGAAAUUAUGAAUGAUUAUGACAAGCAGAGGGAACAGAAAGAACAGGCGGGCUCGGGGAGAGUUAGAAGCAAAAUACCUUUGAUGAAACGCAAGAGUGAACAAGAUAUUGACGUCUCAAAAUCUACUUUCAGAAGAAAUUCUCUUAAGAGGUUAAGUUCUGUUGAUGACGCAAAGAAUAUUAUAUGCAAGAUACCAGAACCGGUCGUGAGAGAAAGAAGAAAACAAGAAGAAUCCAUCCAGAAUAAUACGGUUACAUCUUUAAACAGUGAUACCGUGGUUCAGACUGAAACAGUGUCAGUUAAGACAUUUACUUUGGCAAGAAAAGUUGCAACAAGUGCCUCAGAAACAAUAUCCACACAAAAAAGUCAUGAAAUCGUCCAAGGAAUAGAAAAUGAUUUGAUAACACAUCGAGAUUUAACAGGAAGCAGAAUUCCAAAGCAUUUUAAAAAUAUAAACGGAAAAGAAACAAAAAUGCAAGCAACAGAAAUUAAAAGUGAGUCGAGAACAGAAAAAAUAAAUGAAGACAUGAAAAUUAACAGAAAUGAAACGAAAGAAAUGAAAACAACGACCAUAAAAGAUUACACGAUAACAUUGAACAUAAAAGAUAAUAUAUCAAAGGUUGAAACAAAACCAAUUAUUAUAGAAAAUGUUAAAAUACUCGGGAACAACGACGAAAAGACACAAAAAGACUUUCAACAAACAACAGCUGACAAACAAUCACACAUUGAUAAUAAUAUACAACAAGGAACAACUAGUGUAGAAGUGACCUCACCGAUUAUAACUACAACUAUUAAAGAAGAUAAUAAUAAUAAUGUGGUUUCAAACAAACAUGUUACAGAUUUAGACUCAAAAACAUCUCAAGAAGAAGAUUCAACUAAUACAGUUGUAGAAGAACAAACCAACAAUAAUAGUGACAUUAAAGAAACGUCGUCCCUCUCUACUCUUGAGUGUGACAAAGAAAAUACAUUAGAUACAAGAAAAGAAGAUCUAGAUCAGUCUAUUAGUAGAACUACUCACACUAACAUACAAGAAAAUGAACUUAAAGAGACGGUCAAUGUUGUGACAUUAGAAUUUCCAAAGGCUUUAGUUUCUGAGUCUCAAAAUGUUUCAAACGAUUACCGUAGUCAAGUUUUAAACACCUCUAACGAUAUAUCAGAGAUAACAGAAUUUGAAAUACUGAGAACUGGAGCAGAAAUAAAAUACAAAGGUGAUGUAGAGAGUAAGUUAUGUGAUAGAAAUAUUGGUAAAGUAAUUCAUGAAAGAGUUGAACAAAAUCACAAGCAGACGGAACGUAUAGAAGAUAAGAGACUUGAAAAUAAUAUUAAUAUUAACAACAUAAGUCAAGAAAACGACUGCCAUGGUAAAGAAAGUGACAUAAACAAGAAAAUAGAAUUAAAAGAAAGUAUAACAAAUAAUAUAGAACAUUCAAAACAAGGAGAGAAAGAAGGGAACGCAGAGGGAGAGUCACAGAAAAACAUCACGACCAAGGAAAGAACAGAAAAAGAAGUAAGAAAUGGAGAAUAUUAUAUCGAAAAGUAUCAAAACAUGAGUCCAGAGAAGUUAAAUGAGUUAGAGGAAGAAGACAUCAUUAUAUUAAAGGGAAAAGUGAAGAGAGUCAUGAACAGACUGAACUCUAGAGAGUUUAGAAAGAGAGACACGGAGAGUGUGGAGCUGCCGGCAGAUGUGAGUGUUGUGAAUAAGAUAGCUUUGUUUGAGCAAUCCAAAGAUUCUGUACGAAGAGAUAAUUCACAAGAAAAAAUCAAAAAAGAUUUGAACAAACCAAAGAUAGUCGACGAAAUAUUGAAGACAGUGAACAAGGAGACGAGUGAAGAUGAGAAGAAUAUGAGAAGUGAUUCAAGAAGAGAAGAAUCAUUCAGUUAUAACACGUUCUUGAACUACAAGAAUAACUACAAAAGAGGAAUGAGUGUACAGGAAUAUAAUAUAAACCUGAACAACAUUAAAGAUGAGAAGAAAAAUAUACUUCAAAAGAUAGAAACCGCUCAAAAAGAUAACGAAAGAAAAGAUAUAUUAAAGGAAUACAAGAUAAAUAAAGAAAAAGAUUCAGAGACGAAGCGAGCGAGGGCUGCGGCGGAGAACAACUACCAGGGGGUGCGAGGGAGAGUGAGGGAGAUGGUGAUGAGGAUGAACUCCAUAGACAAGAUGAUGACGGAGAGAAGAGAAGGAGAGAGGAGGGAGGGAGAGAGGAGGAGACGGAGGCAGGGCUCAGUGACGGAGACUAUAGCACUGUUUGAGAAGAAGGUGCCGGCUGUUCGUCAGGAGUCUAUAUCUACCGCGAGUGUACCAGUGAAGAAAGAUGAGGCGAAUGUUCAGAUAUCAGAUGAAGAACUUCUCCAGAAGAUAGCGGACCUGGAGCAAGCUGUGACCAAGUACGGCUCCUACAAGAACAUGACGUACGUGGAGCUGAGUGACGGAGCGAGGAUGCCGACCCUGGCUGUGGGGACGGCUCUGCUGGAGAGUAGUCUCGUGAAGCCGAUCAUUAAAGCGGCGAUAUCUCUCGGUUACCGAGCUAUAGACAGCGCCUUUAUCUACGCUAACGAACGGGCGGUCGGUGAGGCGGUCAGGGAGAAGAUACAAGACGGAACUGUGAAGCGGGAGGACCUCUUCAUCAUUUCCAAGUUGUGGAGCACGAACCACCGCCGUGACCUGGUGCCGCGCGCCUGCAGACAGUCCCUGGAAACGAUGGGGCUGGACUACUUCGACCUCUACCUCAUACACAACCCUAUGUCCUUCAAGGAGGGCGCCAACCCGGUGCCCAAGAUCGCGAACGUGAUCCAAUACUCGGAGCACGACUACCUGGAGGCCUGGUACGGCGUUGAGACCUGCAUCAAGCAGGGCCUCGUGAGGAGAGGAGGAGUCAGCAACUUCAACUCGGUCCAGGUGCAGAGAGUUCUGGACAAAGGAAGGAUCAAACCCGUCAUCAACCAGGUGGAGUGUCACCCUUACCUGAGUCAGUCUCGUCUCCACGACUACCUCACACCCCGCGGCGUGACUCUCAGUUGUUUCGGUGUGUUGGGGUCCUCGGGCACCCCUCGUCACCUCCGCUCCCCCCUCCCUCCUGUCAUCGGCGACCCCCUCGUCAGAACCAUGGCCGCCGGGCUGGGAGUAACGCCGGCUCAGUUACUCAUUAGCUACCAGGUCCACAUGCGUCACCAGGUGGUGGUGAAGGCGUCCUCGGCGGCUCAUCUCCACGACAACCUGCUGGCCCUACAGCUACACCUCGAGCCGGCGCACGUGGCCGCGCUCUCCGCACUCAACAGGAACAAGAGGACCUUUACAUUCCAGGGGAUGGGUGACACACACAAGAACUAUCCCUUCAAGAUACCAUUCUAA